Saccostrea cuccullata (small rock oyster) is the source of this 489-nucleotide messenger RNA. RefSeq lists its product as uncharacterized. The record is from RefSeq and is a predicted model, not a curated record. The transcript has 3 exons. Lineage: Eukaryota; Metazoa; Mollusca; Bivalvia; Ostreida; Ostreidae. The coding region runs from base 58 to 396 and encodes 112 amino acids.
AACUAUCGAUAUUAGUCCUAUAGAAUUGUGCAAUUCCUUGUUAUAUUUCUUUGUGACAUGCAGUCCAUUCUUGUGACGGUGUGUUUCUUUCUUUCCUUCAUCUUUUGUUGCUCAGCAUUCUGUUACUCAUUGAUGCCAUCACAACAUGGCACACAAGCUUCCAAAUACCACUGUAAUCUGAAUGGCGUUGGUUUAGCGGCGGGAGAAACCUACACGAACAUGACCAGCUGUCUCAAGUGUCACUGUGCUGAGAAUCAUUAUGUAUUCUGCUGCUCAAUGACAUCCAGUUACAUGUUGCCAGAAGGUUGUGUCGUCAUAACUAAGGACUGUGUUCAGGAGAUUGUCUACGAAUCUGACGGCUCUCAAUGUCAGCCAUUGGCGGCUGUAGGGAAGUGACGUCAUUGAAUGAAAAUGACGUCACUGAAUAAGACGUGUAAAAUUCUGAAUAAAUGAAUGGUUUCUUUAUUAUUGACAGAAUAUAAUAAAGAA